CCCGUUCUCUGGCGCUCUCCCUUUUCAAGUUUCCCCAGAUAGAACGAAGAGAGAGAGAGAGAGAGAGAGAGAGAGACAAAGAGAGAGGACGAGAGAAGAGGGGAUCGGAGGAGAUCUCGAGAUCAAUGGCGGUGUUGCGAUCGGCGACGAUCGCCGUCGUCGUCGGCGGGGGCGGCGGCGGCGGCGGUGGAGGUGGCGGAGCGGUGGCUGCGGCGAGGGGGAGGUAUCAGCAGCAGGUGUGGCCGGUGGACUACGAGGCGGAGGUGUCGCAGCGGCUGGUGGAGGCGGCGGCGCGCGGCGACGCGAAGGCGGCGGCGGAGUGCCUCGCCGACGCCGCCGUGGACGUGAACUACGCCGGCGCCGUGUGGCUCCGCUCGCGCCGCGUCGAGGUGGCGCUCCGCGAGGAGGCCCCCGACGAGGUCCUCGUCGAGUACGAGGAGAUCCGCACCGACGCGUCCCCGCUCUUCCUCGCCGCGCACGCCGGGGACCUCGCCCUCGUCCGCACCUUGCUGGCGUGGGGCGCGGACGUGAACCAGAAGCAGUACCGGGGGUGGGCGACGACGGCGGCGGUGCGGGAAGGGAGGAGGGAGGUGGUGGAGGCGCUGCUGCGGGCGGGGGCGUCGCAGCCGGCGUGCGAGGAGGCCGUGGUGGAGGCCGCCCUGCAGGGCCGCCCCCGCCUCGCCGAGCUCCUCAUGUCCUCCGACCUCGUCCAUCCCCCCGCCGCGGCCCACGCCCUCGCCUCCGCCGCCGCCCGCGGAUUCGUGGACGUGGUGGACGCCCUCAUCAAGUGUGGAGUUGAUCCCAAUGCUACAGACCGCAUGCUGCUCCGCUCAUUGAAGCCAGCGCUGCACACCAACGUCGACUGCACGGCCCUUGUCGCCGCCAUCGUCAGCCGGCAGAUCGCUGUUGUUCGACUGCUAUUGCAGGCCAGCGUAAGAAAAGACGUCAAAGUCAGCCUCGGUGCAUGGUCAUGGGACAUGGCGACUGGCGAGGAGUUCCGCGUGGGUGCCGGGCUCGCCGAACCCUACAACGUUGCGUGGUGCGCCGUGGAAUACUACGAGUCCACUGGCACGAUACUUCGAAUGCUGCUACAGCACCAUCCUGUCAAUGCUCUACACUUGGGCCGGACGCUCCUCCACCAUGCCAUCCUCUGUGCUAACCCGCGCACAGUCCAGACCCUGCUGGCUGCAGGAGCUGAUUGCGAAUUCCCAGUUAAAACCGUCCGGAAGAACGAGUUCCGCCCGAUCCAUAUGGUAGCUCGCCUUGGACAACCUGCCAUCUUGCAACUAUUGAUUGAUAAGGGAUGCGAGCUCAAUGCGAGAACUGAAUCUGGAGACACCGCAUUGAUGAUAUCCGCACGGUACAAGCGUGAGGAUUGUAUAAGAAUUCUUGUCUCCGCCGGUGCCGAUCUCGGUCUUGUGAACUUUUCCGGUGCCUUUGCGGCUUUGGUUGCUGCUUCUAACCGAUGGAGUGUUGGCUUCCAGCGAGCAGUUCUUGGCGCAAUUCGUGGAGGGACAAUCCCUAAAUCGUCUGAUCGGUCUGUUUUCUCUCCCCUGAUGUUUGCGGCCUGCAGUGGUGAUGUGGGAGCACUGGAAGUGCUUUUGAUGCAGCCGGAAGUGGACAUUGACGAGCAAGACGAAGCUGGGUUCUCGCCUGUCAUGGUCGCAGCCAAGGAAGGCCAUGUAGAUGCCUUCCGCUUCCUUGUGUUCGCGGGUGCGGACGUGGAGCUAAGUAAUAAAUUAGGGGAAACCGCUAUCUCGCUUUCCCAAUUGAACAAGGAUCGGGAUCUUUUUGAGCAGGUGAUGCUCGAAUUCGCGCUCGAGAAGGGGGCGGCUGGAGGGUUCUACGCUCUUCACUGCGCUGCUCGGCGUGGAGACCUGGCUGCUGUCCGUCUCUUGACGAAUAAGGGCUGCGACGUUAACAUAAUGAACGAAGAAGGAUAUACGCCGCUGAUGUUGGCAGCAAAGGAAGGCCAUGGAGAAAUAUGUGAGCACUUGAUCCUAUCCGGCGCAAAGUGCGAUAUCAAGAAUCAUCGGGGUGAGACGGCCCUUUCUCUUGCGAGGACAAACUCUAAGGCAUUCACAAGCGAAGCGGAGCGCGUGAUAAUGGACGAGCUUUCGAGGGUCUUGGUUUUGCGAGGCGGGAGAGUGAGGAAGCACACGAAGUGCGGGAGGGGAUCGCCGCACGAUAAGAUGUUGAGGAUGGUGGGGGCAGCCGGCGUGCUGCGGUGGGGGAAGUCGAGCUGUCGGAAUGUGGUGUGCCGAGAGGCGGAGAUUGGGGGUAGCUCAGCUUUCCAAUGGAACAGGAAGGGGAAGGGGGAUGCUUAUGAUCCCGGGCUUUUUAGGGUGGUGACCACGAAGGGGAGGGAGGUGCAUUUCGUGUGCGACGGCGGGGAGGAGGUGGCGGAGCUCUGGGUUAGAGGGAUUAGGCUUGUAACAAAAGCAGCAUUUGGUAACUAGGGCAGUUAAGGUGCAUUUUUUUAUUUUUUUUUUUAAUUUUCAUUUUUAACUUUUUGGCCUUGUAGGAAUGGUGUGCUUGUAAGGGGAUGGUGAUGUAAAGAGGGGAAAGGAAAAUAUGGUGGUGUUUCGUUGUGAGUGUAGCUGCUGAUCUUCAUCUCGAAGGCGGGCUUUUGUUUGUGCUCGGGAUUAUGACUGCUGUAUAGCUUGGUUUUUUAUGAAAAUUUGCUCUGUCAAUGGUUUUUUGAGCA
This is a messenger RNA of Ananas comosus (pineapple), 2707 nucleotides long. Its product is annotated as ankyrin-3. The transcript has 4 exons. The coding region runs from base 126 to 2459 and encodes 777 amino acids. Gene Ontology annotation, molecular function: protein binding. The record is from RefSeq and is a predicted model, not a curated record. NCBI's taxonomy places the organism in Eukaryota, Viridiplantae, Streptophyta, Magnoliopsida, Poales, Bromeliaceae.